This is a messenger RNA of Lynx canadensis (Canada lynx), 2394 nucleotides long. RefSeq names its product endogenous retrovirus group K member 7 Env polyprotein-like. The record is from RefSeq and is a predicted model, not a curated record. The transcript is spliced from 4 exons. NCBI's taxonomy places the organism in Eukaryota, Metazoa, Chordata, Mammalia, Carnivora, Felidae. Gene Ontology annotation, molecular function: structural molecule activity. Bases 1130 to 2323 code for a protein of 397 amino acids.
GAUCUCAGUGUUUGUUUCGCCGGUCGCAACAAGUGGCGCCGGAACAGGGACUUGAGACAACAAGGAGGAAAGCGAAAGCGGACCGCGCGGCGUCUAAUUCAGAGGAAGAUCCUGAGCUGUUCAGCUCUUUGGACACGAUCCAGAAUUUAUUGCAUGUGCCUUUCUGACACAGAAGCUGGUGGAUGCUGCUUUUGCCCAGUCCAUCGAAUGGCAACUUGCCUUGGCUAAUUUUACAGAAUUUUGCCGCCGACUCUGAAUUGAGCAUACAACUGGCAUUGCUUAUAAUUCCACAGGACAAGCUAUUGUUGAGCGAGCUCAUCUGACUCUAAAACAGAUGAGGAAGCGCCGCGCUGGGUCCCGCUUCGGCUCCUCAGAGAUAUUAGGGUUGCACCAAAAAAUGGCCAAAUUGACAGUGACGGAGCCCCCCCAGAAGCGACGACGGCGGAGUCAUAAGGCAGGUACACCCACCUGGGGACAGAUAAAGAACCUGGUGACGGAGGCCCCUGAUAUAGUGAUGGCCUCAGGUAGAGAGGUAACGGCCACACAUGUCUUCUUGGCACGCCUGUGCAUUCUCACUACAGCCGGGGAGUCUGCCCUCUAUUGGGCAUACAUGGUAGGUCCUCCUACAGUACAACCUGUAACAUGGAGAGACCCCACACCCAAAGUAUACACCAAUUUCACCUUUAUGGGAGGGAAAGAUGCAGGGUUUUUGCCCACUGUGUUGGCCUCUAUGAAUUGGACGGCACUCUCUGCAGGAGUACCCAUCUGCCUGCAAAGGGAGUGUACGCGGUACAAACUUGCUUAUGGGUGUUUGGGUACGAAACCAGUAGGGCGGUCUAUUACUUAUACAUUGUGGCAAAAUGGCAAGCGUCCUUCUGAAUGGGUACCCCGCUCCGUUGCUGCUUAUUGGCAAAAGAGAAAAUUAUUAGGAGAAUGGAUGUUUUUUGGACUGCGUGAUCCCCCUCAAAAUCUUCCUAUAUGUCCCUCAGUUGGUCAAGGCCUUACUGGGGACUCACCUUGGGGUAAAUGUGCCCAAUCCUCUUCUUUGAGGAUGACUCCUAAAGACAUAAACUAUACCAUUACAGAUUAUUCCUGAAAGGCCUGGCAUUCAUUCCUUCAAGAAACAUCUAUGGCUAUUUUGGAAGUGCAAAGGGAAACAAGGAGACCUUUAGUGGCUCCUUUAAGAGAUAUGGGUCCACCUCCUAACGAGGCACAGGAACACCACAAGAUCAUCCCACAAACCAUUUUGCAAUCCCCUGAAGGAAGAAUUCAUUUUGAUCUUUGGAAGUUAUAUGCUGGCUUUGAUAAAAUAUAUACUAAUGACAGCUUUAGUUUUCCAGAUUAUUAUCUUUCUCCAGUCCUGCAAUUGUGUACCUGUGUUCCUCCUCCCUACUAUUUGAUUGUUGGAGAUGGAGCCAUUACUCCAGUGAAAGAAGAUGGUCAUCAAUUAUACCGGCUGACCUGUCCUGCUUGUGUUUUGACCAAUUAUCUACCAGUAGAUGGGCCCUCUAGAAGUGAAAUGAAGGUUUAUCUGGUCUUACAACCUCCAUAUUGGAUGUUGCCAGUAAAUGUUACAGGACCUUGGUAUCCUAAUUAUGGGAUACAAUUGGCCUUAGAAAUCAGUAAAUGGCUGCGCAGGAACAGACGGUUUCUUGGACUCUUGAUUGCUGGACUCAUAGCAGCAGUGACUGUAAUUGCCUCUGCAACUGUAUCUGUAAUAUCCUUACAUGAAAGUGCCCAAACAGCAUCCCAUGUAAAUGAAUUGGCUCAUAAUGUAUCCAAGGUGUUUGCCACUCAAGAACGAAUAGACUGUAAAUUGGAAGCCCAAUUGGAGGCACUGCAAGAAACAUUGAUGUAUCUUGGUGAUCAGUUUGCUGUUUUGCGUACCAGACUUUCUUUAAUUUGUCAUGAUGCAUAUAAGCAUAUCUGUGUUACCCCUUUAGAGUAUACCAAUAUGACAUGGGGACAAGUGCGUCGUCAUUUACAAGGGGUUUGGCAUGACGCUAACACUAGCUUAGACCUCUUACACCUACAAGAAGAGAUAAAUGCUAUUGCAAGUAGCUCACUCAGUUUCCCUGACCCUGGAAGUCUCGCUGGAACCAUACUUCACCAACUUAAUGGGUUUAAUCCAUUUAAUAUUCUUCAGCAUUCCUUUUGGAUCUUUAUUGGAAUUGUUUCCGUAAUAUCUGUUAUAUUUGUCUUGCUGUGUUGUUUCUGGAGAUGGGGUCUCACUGCCUUUACCACAUACCAAACCAGGAUGUACAUGUUGCAAUUACAAACAAUAGGGGGAAAUGUGGGAGGCCGGACCCCGGUGCCAGGCUGAGACCGGGUCAAGCAAUGGCUCCCUGUUGACUCAGCAAACCCUGUGGUUCCCCCUCCCAUUCCCCCACUUGC